Messenger RNA from Kluyveromyces lactis, 960 nucleotides. RefSeq names its product histone acetyltransferase (gene SAS2). Lineage: Eukaryota; Fungi; Ascomycota; Saccharomycetes; Saccharomycetales; Saccharomycetaceae. The record is from RefSeq and is a predicted model, not a curated record. Gene Ontology annotation, molecular function: histone acetyltransferase activity. Gene Ontology annotation, biological process: regulation of DNA-templated transcription. The transcript has a single exon. The coding region runs from base 1 to 960 and encodes 319 amino acids.
AUGGUUCCCAAACCUGAUAAGCACAACAGCUCAACAGAGGAUGAAGAAAUAUAUGGUAUUCUUGACAAGCCUAAUAUUAGGCACGUCCAAUUUGGCUUGAAUAAAAGAUUUGCAACUUGGUACGGGAGUAAUGUUUAUUUUGGAAGAAAUAAGAGGACCUUGGGCUUCAAGGAAUCGAACAAUGAGCACACCGCAAAACAAAGCCCUACUGAAAAGAAGUUUGAAGAUCAGUAUUGGAUUGAUACCCUAUACGUAUGUGAAUAUUGUUUCAAGUACACUGAUGAUGAAGCAGAGUUAAUCGCACAUGAGUGCUUUUGCCGAUAUAAGAAUAAGCCACCCGGUAGAAUAAAAUACAGAAGCCCCGAAUACACUAUACGAAGGGUAAAAGGUUCUAAGCAUGAAGUUUUCUGCCAAUGCUUAUGUCUAUUUACUAAGCUAUUUCUUGAUAACAAGUCUGUCUACUUCAAAGUUAAGCAUUUCGAAUUCUAUAUUGUGUAUGAGAACAAUUCUACAGUACCGAUGGCAUUUUUUUCAAAAGACUUAUAUUCCUACCACCAAAAUAACCUUGCAUGUAUUCUUGUCUUUCCGCCCUAUCAAAGAAGAAGAUUGGGUACUCUCUUGAUUGAGUUUUCCUACACUUUAUCAAGAUGUCAGGGUCUGAUUUCGGGUCCUGAAGUUCCUCUAUCUCCUUUCGGUUUAAUUGGCUAUCUUAAAUUUUGGUCUUUCUCAAUAGUUUGGCAGUUGACUGAAGGUAAUUUGAAAGAUGUGGCCCAGGUCACUUUGAAGGAUCUUUCCGAGGCCACUGGUUUUAGAAUCAAUGAUAUAAUUCAAGCUCUCAAAUAUCUUGAUUGUUUAAGUGAUUCUGAAAUAAGACUCAAUAUCAUCCGUUCAUGGGCAAGACGCAACAAGGUAUCCCAUGGAUUUAUGAUCAAAGAUGAAUAUCUACUACUUGAUGAUUAA